AGUGAUUAGUGAAUAAUGGGAAUCGAAAAAGCAUUAAAACUCGUUAGAACUUUACCGAGAGUGUCUCUCGGUAAUAUUAAAAAUUCACCCAUGGAUCAAAAGAAAAAGUUUGAUCUUCGGAGAGGUUGGGGGAAAAACAAAACACAUGGCAGAGGUCACAAGGGUCAGGGACAGAGGAUGACCUUACCAAAAUUAGGAUUUGAAACAGGACACAAACCAUUUUACCAAAGAGUUCCACAGGAACACUAUUAUGCAGGACAUCACUUAAAGAGGCAGUACCCCCCAUUAUCUUUACUGAAACUGCAGAGAAUGAUUGAUCUGGGUUGUGUCAACACAGAGGAGGUCAUUGACUUAACCUCAAUAUGCAUGACUGGCCACUACAACUUUGAAGUUGACAAACGCCAUUAUGGAAUUAAUUUGACGGAGGAGGGUGCUGAGAUAUUUGCAACACCAGUUUGUAUUGAAGUUCAGUGGGCAUCAGAACUAGUAAUAGCCACAAUCGAAAAGUUAGGCGGGGUCAUUAUGACAAGGUUUUAUGAUCCUCUAAGCCUUACUGCCCUGAAAGAUCCUGAGGCAUACUUCAAAACAGGAAAACCUAUUCCAAAAUGCAAACUCCCCCCAACAGAUGCAGUUGAGUACUAUACGGACCCAAAAGUAAGGGGUUACCUUGCAGAUCCAGAGAAAAUAGCAGAGGAGAGAGUGGCACUUGCUCAGAAGUAUGGUUAUGAACUGCCCGAUUUAUCACAAAGUGACAUAUUAUCAAUGUUCUUAAAAAGGAAGGACCCUAGACAAAUAUUCUUUGGACUUCAGCCGGGAUGGAUUGUUAAUUUGGCAGACAAAAAAAUUUUGAAACCAAAAUCAGAAUAUUUACAGGAGUAUUAUAAUUCAUAAGGUUAUGAUAUUAAAAUAUAAAAAAAA
This is a messenger RNA of Saccostrea echinata, 918 nucleotides long. RefSeq names its product large ribosomal subunit protein uL15m-like. Lineage: Eukaryota; Metazoa; Mollusca; Bivalvia; Ostreida; Ostreidae. Bases 16 to 891 code for a protein of 291 amino acids. Gene Ontology annotation, molecular function: structural constituent of ribosome. Gene Ontology annotation, biological process: translation. The transcript has 4 exons. The record is from RefSeq and is a predicted model, not a curated record. Gene Ontology annotation, cellular component: mitochondrial large ribosomal subunit.